Messenger RNA from Gossypium raimondii (Peruvian cotton), 1509 nucleotides. RefSeq lists its product as uncharacterized. The coding region runs from base 1 to 1509 and encodes 502 amino acids. NCBI's taxonomy places the organism in Eukaryota, Viridiplantae, Streptophyta, Magnoliopsida, Malvales, Malvaceae. The record is from RefSeq and is a predicted model, not a curated record. The transcript has 4 exons.
AUGGAAAGCAUUGACAGCUAUCAUGGAAUAGAUGCAAAAGAUCUGAGUUUGGUCCCGGACUUGGAUAGUCUUACAGGAGCGGCGUCAAAAUGGUACAAUCAGCUGAGCCGAACCAAAAUUGCUACUUGGAGAGAUUUGGCGCUGGCUUUCAUGAGACAGUACAAUCAUGUCUUAAAAAUGAUGCCUGACAGAAUAACUUUACAAAAUUUGGAGAAGAAAUCGAACGAAAGCUUUAGACAGUAUGCGCAGAGAUGGAGAGAGGUGGCGGUUCAGGUGCAGCCACCGUUUUUGGAAAAAGAAAUGACAACACUUUAUAUUAGUACAUUGAAAGCCCCGUUCUUCACUCACAUGUUGAGAAGUGCUUCAAAGAAUUUCUCGGAUAUAAUCAUAAACGGUGAAAUGAUUGAGCAUGCUAUUAAAAGUGGAAGAAUAGAUGGAGGGGAGAAAAAUAGAAGGGCAGUCUCGAAGAAAAGAGAAAAUGAAGUGAAUAAUGUAGAUACCUAUAGUAAGUCAAUUACCGUGAAUCAACCAAGGAAAGUGGUUGCUAAUCAACAAGGAUCAUUAAGACAAGAGUCAGGAGCUAAGCAAAAUACUGAGAAGCCCCAGAUCACGCCAAUUCUGAUGUCAUACAAGGAGCUGUAUCAGAAUUUAUUCAAUGCACAUGUUGUUUCUCCUUAUUACUUAAACCCUUUACAACCCCCGUAUCCCAAGUGGUAUGAGAUUGAAAACUAUUGUGAAUUCCACCGUGAAGUAGGACAUGAGAUUCAAAAAUGUGAGGGAUUUAGGGCUCUGGUCCAAAACAUGAUGGAUAACAAAGAGGUGAAGUUUUAUGAAGAAGUGGAGGAUAAAGGAAAUAUAUGCGCAUCAGAGUCGGCAACAAAGACUCCGGAAAUGAAUCAUCCUGUGGUCAUUAUCUCACGCCCUAAGAGUAAUGAGGCUAGGGUUCAGAUAACACCAAAAAUUGUAAUCCAGAAACCAUCAAAUUUCUCAUAUAAGGAUAGCAGAAUGGUGUCGUGGAAUUAUGGGUGCAAUGUGACAAUCCCAAGAAAAGAAGUCGAGAGAAAUCAAGAAAUGGGUUCUUACACGCGCAAUGGGAAAGGAAGGGGUUCUACUAAAGCUCUGCACAUUACUACCCGAUGCAAAGGGUGCACAUUCCCGGGGGUCCUGGUUGAUAAUGGAUCUGCACUAAACGUAUUGCCUUUAUCUACUCUUAAUCAGUUACCAGUGGACAGUUCACACAUGAAAGCAUGCCAGAGCAUAGUAAGGGCAUUUGAUGGAACAGAAAGGAGGGUUAUGGGGAGAAUUGAAGUAUCGUUAAUGAUUGGCCCAACUACUUAUGAGGUGGACUUCUUGAUAAUGGAUAUUAAGCCUUCCUACAACUGUUUGUUGGGGAGACCAUGGAUACACUCAGUCGGGGCAGUACCUUCAUCGCUACAUCAGAAGGUGAAGUUAGUGUUAGAGGGUCGGUUGAUAACAAUAAAUGCAGAGGAAGAUAUCAUCGCAACGUAA